CUCUACUACGUUUCCACUGCAAUAUACUGUGUAUACUUUCAUCCUCUAUCGCAUAUACCAGGGCCAACUUUCGCCAAAUUCUCAAAAGUCCCGUUUGCGUCAAGUCUUGUCAGGGGCAGCUUUCACGAUGACAUUCGAUCAAUGCACGAUAAAUAUGGAGAAAUCAUUCGCUUCACACCAAACCAUAUUUCCUUCACCAACCCUGAGGCAUGGAAAGACAUGUAUAACUACAACAGCGCCGUUCCCCAUUUCAUGAAGGACAAGAUGAACUAUCUGACCCCUAUCAAUGGAGUUGAGAGCCUUCAUUCCACUCCAAAUGACCUCGACCACCGCCGUCAAAGACGUUUCUUGUCUCAUGCCUUUUCCGAGAAAGCUUUGCGCGAGCAAGAGCCGCUGGUGGUGUCCUACGUCGAUCUUCUCGUGAAGCGACUAGGCGAGGAGGUCGAUGGACCAAACCAGGGAAAAACGGAUCUGGUGCGGUGGCUGAAUUGGACAACCUUUGAUCUUGUGGGGGAUCUGACCUUUGGUGAACCCUUCAAUUGUCUAGCGAGCAGUGACUACCACCCUUGGAUUGCAAUGGUGUUUGACUCGAUGCGUGCCGCCAUCUGGAUGGUUGCGUCAAAGCAGUUUCCAGCUCUGGAUUGGGCUCUAGAGAGGUUGAUCCCCAAGGCCGUCAUGCAAAAGAUGCACGAUCACCACAAUCUGAGCGUGCAAAAGAUGGAUCGCCGUCUCGCGACCAAGACCGAGCGUCCAGAUUUUGUAACAUACCUAAUCGAGAGAUCUGGAGGCCUUGAAAACAUCAAUCUUCCUGAAAUGCACUCCAACUCCACUCUUAUCAUUCUAGGCGGCAGCGAAACGAGUGCCACGGCUCUUUCAGGGGCUAUUUACCACCUUGUUCGGAAUCCAGAGAAGUUCGAGAGACUGGUCAAGGAGGUUCGCACGAAGAUCAAGACGAAGGAAGAUUUCGCGCUGAAUGACCUUGCGCAUUUGCCCUACCUAAAUGCGUGCUUGGAGGAGUCUAUGAGGAUCUACCCACCGGUGGCAGGAUACCUACCCAGAACUGCUCCCAAGGAAGGCUGCAUGGUUGCUGGAUACUUCGUUCCUCCAUUUACCCAAGCCUCGAUCACUCCAUGGGCCAUAACUCAUUCCAAAGAAAAUUUCAAAGAUCCGGACAAGUAUUUUCCUGAGCGCUGGCUCGAUGAAGGUAUUUAUGGCGAAUUUGCGUCGGAUAAGCGUGCUGCAUCCCAGCCUUUCUCCGUUGGUCCCAGGAACUGCAUUGGGAAGAAUCUUGCCUGGGCUGAAAUGCGCUUGAUUUUGGCUAAGCUGCUCUGGAACUUUGAUAUUACCAUUGAUCCGGAAAGUGAUAACUGGACCCAGCAGAAGACGUACAUCCUGUGGCAGAAGCCUCCACUGGUCUUGAAGCUGCGGCAUAGGAGCUAUGGCAGUGAGAAAUAA
Mytilinidion resinicola is the source of this 1455-nucleotide messenger RNA. RefSeq names its product putative toxin biosynthesis cytochrome P450 monooxygenase. The transcript is spliced from 3 exons. The annotation marks the transcript as partial. NCBI's taxonomy places the organism in Eukaryota, Fungi, Ascomycota, Dothideomycetes, Mytilinidiales, Mytilinidiaceae. Gene Ontology annotation, molecular function: oxidoreductase activity, acting on paired donors, with incorporation or reduction of molecular oxygen; iron ion binding; monooxygenase activity. The record is from RefSeq and is a predicted model, not a curated record.